This is a messenger RNA of Falco peregrinus (peregrine falcon), 2281 nucleotides long. Its product is annotated as ribosome-binding protein 1-like. Bases 899 to 2098 code for a protein of 399 amino acids. The transcript has 12 exons. The record is from RefSeq and is a predicted model, not a curated record. Lineage: Eukaryota; Metazoa; Chordata; Aves; Falconiformes; Falconidae. Gene Ontology annotation, biological process: protein transport. Gene Ontology annotation, cellular component: endoplasmic reticulum membrane.
GAAGGAAAAAGCAAACAAAGAUGUUCAAAAGUGCAGGCGGUGGCAAAACAGGAAUGUGUGGAUAAAUUAAUUAACAUCACUAAUCGGCAAAUGAAACAAAAGAUUACUGUAAGGAAGAAUGAGUGAAAAUGGAGAAUGAAAACACGAUAGAAGAAAAAGACAAAAAGAGUUUUUCAUCUGGGGAGAGCUCAAAAUUAUUAAAAUGCCAAUGAAAGGGCAGCACCAGUCCCGCUGUGUCACCACAUUUCCUUCUCAACCUGGACUUGGGACAGAGACCAGUCCUGCAGACACCUCGGCAAGGAGGAGCCCUUGAUGAGGACGACGACGAGCCGCUUUUGGACAUACAGGAAAACUAUGCAACUCCCAUGUACACACUGCACAAAGGAAACAGCUUUAAGCAACCACCGGUGAAACGUGGAAGCCUUUUAAGAUCUCUGGAGCUGGCACAGGAAUGCUCUCCACCCCCCAUACAAAAGGCAUUUCAGUUUCAGGUCAGACUGUCUAGGUGGUAUUUCCAUGCAUUUCUACAGAAUUAAAGAAGCUAACAGACAAAAAGCCCAGAUCAAGCCAUAUUAGUCAGGCCGAUUGGUUCUACCAAGUUAGAUCAAUAGUGAUUAUGAACAAACGGACCAAGUGACCAAAGACUGGGGCUGAGAAUACCACUUUUUGAGAUGUGGUUUCUUUUCACUGUACUACCCAUAGAACUGGAGCGCUCUGAUAGAAGUAUCGGCAUUAGUAGAAGCCUCAGAAGCAUCUGACCCGCUAGCUCUCUCAGGAGCGCAUCUCUCCUUUCUAGGGCUACCCUGGGUAUGGCGGGUGAGGAAGCUACACGCAGGCAGGCUCCAAUGGCUGACUCGGCUCCCGCUGGCUCUGGAGAGGCACAGAAGAAUAAGGCAGGAUGGAUGUCUAUGACCCUCAGAUGCUGAAUGUUGCGCUCUUUGGAGGUUUGAUGGUGGUAUCGGCCAUCGGGAUCUUCCUGGUGUUCACCUUCACGGAGAAGGUCCUCCGUCCUUCUGAGGAAGCCUUGGCCAAGCAAGGCAAAGGGCUUAAGAAGACUCAGCAGAAGGAAAAAGAGAAAAAGAAGAAAGAGGAAGCUGUUGAGAAAAAAGGAAAAGGAAAGAAAAAUCAAGAGAAACCUAAUGGACAGGUCCCAGAGGCGCACCAAAGUGCUCCAGUGGUCAGCUCUGUCACCCUAAAGAAAAGCAAUGUUCUUCCAGCCCAUGAGGAGCAGAAGCAUAAUGGACCUGUCAAGAAGGUGGCUGCAUCCAAGAAGAAGAGCGAGCCAGCACCUGUGGACUCGGAUGGGCCCCUCCACCUGCCCUACAAGAUGCUCGUGUCCACGGUCAGCAGCACGGUGUUCGGCGAGGGGGAGGCCCAGCGUCUCAUCGAGAUCCUGACGGAGAAAGCGGGCAUCGUCCAGGACACCUGGCACGCGGCCAAGCAGAAGGGUGACCCUGUCACUGUCCUGAAACGCCAGCUGGAGGAGAAGGAGAAGCAGCUCGCCACCAAGCAGGAGGCUGCAGCCGCUGCCAGAAACAAGGUGGAGGAGCUGAGUCAGGAGCUGGCGGCCGAGCGGGCCAAGGCGACGGCCGUGGAGGGCAAGCUGAAGGAGCAGCUGCUGGCCCGCGAGCAGGAGAUGGCAGCGGUGCAGGCACGCGUGCAGGCCAGCUACCAGGACCAUGUCAGCGAAACGCAGCAGCUGCAGGGCAAGAUCCGCACCCUGCAGGAGCAGCUGGAGAAUGGCCCCGACACGCAGCUGGCUCGCCUGCAGCAGGAGAACUCCAUCCUGAGCGAUGCCUUCUGCCAGAUCAGAAGUCAGAUGGAGAGCAAGCAAAACGCUGAGGUGGCCAGGUUACAGGAGUGGUGCGGCAAGCUGAUGAACGAGCUGUCUGAGAAGUCAGAGGUGCUGCGGCAAGAGGAGCAGCUGAGGAAGAGCCGGAAGAUGAAAGUGGCGGCCUUGGAGAGGCAGAUGGAGCAGCUGCAGGAAAAACUAGGAAAAAAAAAAAAGAAAGAACCGGGGCCAGGCAGCAAGCAAACUACAGGAGCGACUGAAGGUUACCCAGGACCAACUGGCCAAAGGGAGACUGAAGAAGUGUAAAGAACAGCUUCAGGAAACGAGGGAAGAGGACAGCGUGAAGGAAGGGACUUCAGUCUGACCAGUCUGUGACCUAGACCUUACCGUCACCUUACCAAAAUGCCUUACACAUUCCUAAAACGAAAACUAAAAAUAUAUGCCUGAUUUACUGUAGAAAAAAGUUGCAAGCCAUUCGUGACCUAAAAC